CAAUUGACGUCCCCUCCCCAAAAAAGUUUGACGAUUUACUUGAAGCUCUUUGGACCGCCUAGUCACUGCAUCAUUUGGAGCGAUUUGCUCGAGGCUUUGUUCACUGCAUCUUUUGUAACCGUCGUUUCUUCUCGCGUGUCAAUAAAAGGACAAAAAGAAUACAAUGUGCCCUUCCAUCCCUUUCCUAUAAACUUCUUCAGGCAGUGCCACAAGCUCACCCAUCUCACAAAAAUGGCCUCGAUAAUUCCUCGACAAGUACCCAUCAAAACCAAAAAAAUCAGCAAGAAAAAGAAGAAAAUAUCAAAAAAGAAGACUACCUUCCCUCUUCCCAUCCUUCCCCAAGAUGUUAUCUUUUUUAACAUCUUCCUUCAUCUCCCUGCUCGCUUCCUUCUCCUUCUUCGUUCCCUUAGCCGCUCGUCUCUUCAGAUGAUAAAUAAUCCCCAUUUUGUCCGCAACCAUGCUGUUCUUAGUUCUGCCCAUCUCCUUUUCUUCGGCUUUAAUCACUAUAGUAAUUUGUCACCGACACUCUUUGGUCUCCAGAUCAAUCGCGGUCCUCGUUCACGCAACCGUAUCACUCUUCAUGAAAACUUCAAGUUGAGUGCUCCCUUUCUUAAUGUCAUCCUUGCCUCCUGUAAUGGCCUCCUGCUCUUAUCCUGUCAUAAGGCUCGAAGUGUCCUUAUAACCAAUCUGGUGACAAAGCAAUGUCGAUAUCUCCCACAACCCCUAAUUGGACACAUACUCUCCAGUCCGCUCAAUGGAUACUCUGGCCCAAUUUGGCAAUGCCUUUAUGGUCUUACUUUUGAUCCCUCUUCGAAUCGAUACAAGGUGGUUCACUUAUCGCUGGAUGGUGCGGGUUCGAUCUUGUGCCAGGUCCUCACCUUGGGAUCAUCAAAUUGCUAUUGGAGGCUGGUAAGCGUCCUCAGGCCUUCUCGUCCUGGUGCGAGCAUCAAUGUCAAUGAUCGGCCGGUAAGUAUCGGUCAAAUUUUAUACUGGGUUGAUGGGCAUUCUAGUACAUGGCAUACUACUACUGUGUUCGACCCUUCAGAGAACCAUAUAAUGUCUAUGGAUGUAGGCAGAGAGGAGUUUCGAAGGGUGAAGCCACCACCUUAUGUCAAGGACUUAUGCCGCCUCUUUGAGUUAGGUGGACAUUUAGCAUUGCUUAGUUUUGAUCAGGUUAUGGUUGAUAUUUGGGUUUUACAGGAUUAUGAGAGGGAGGCAUGGGUGAAGAAGCAUAGUACUAUAAAUAAGAGGUUAGUGAAGUACUUGGGGUUCCAUGGAUUUGCGAUGAACUUUGAGCUGAGUUGUUCCCUUCAUGAUGGGAUGUUAAUCAUCUUCAAGUCUAAGAACAGACUGUUUAAGUAUGAUCUUGAAGAUGAUAAUUUCGCAGAGGUGAAGACUCAUUAUGGUUAUCUAGGGCCGACUCCAAGAACUUCUACUAUAAGUAAUCCUUGUGCUCAUGUGGAUAGCCUAUUGUGGCCAUAAAAAAAGAAGUUUGAUUUCCUGUAAUAACAAGAGAAUCCAAUAAAAUAAAUGGUGAGAGUAAUAUUUCUACAAAUGCAUUCUAUUUGGUUGCCUUCUGCCUAUUGAAUGCCUUUUUAUCAAUGUAUAUCCUUUCAUGAAAGUCUAAAUUAA
Molecule: messenger RNA, 1632 nt
Organism: Asparagus officinalis (garden asparagus)
Lineage: Eukaryota; Viridiplantae; Streptophyta; Magnoliopsida; Asparagales; Asparagaceae
Product: F-box protein At1g47810-like
Exons: 1
Coding region: 232-1482 (416 amino acids)
Molecular function (GO): protein binding
Source: RefSeq, a predicted model, not a curated record